AUGAGAAAUGAGCCACAAAUUUUAGCGCACUAUUUAAUUAACUCACCAAUAUAAUCUGAAAUUUUAAUGGAUUCCUCAAACAAUGAAAAUAAUGCAAAAAUUAUUAAUUUCACAUCUACAAAUUAUAAUGCUGAAGCAAAUACAAAGACAUUAGAUUUUAGAGUUCAUAUUAUCUUUUUACAUAAAAAUACAAUAAAACAGUAUUAAUUGGAAUUCAUCAAGUAAUGGCCCAAAUAUUUUGAGCUUUCUAAAUAAGCAAAAUGCUCUUUUACAGUUAUAUCUUACAGGGGAUUCUAGUCAACCUACACAAAAUUUGAAUAUUAAUAUCUAAAAUUCAUAGAUCUCUACAGGGAUAUAGCUUAACAUAAAUUAAUGGAAUCGUGUUACUAUAUCCUAUUAUUGUUACUUCGAAAGCAAUAAAUACUAGUAUAGAAUUGA
Molecule: messenger RNA, 438 nt
Organism: Tetrahymena thermophila SB210
Lineage: Eukaryota; Ciliophora; Oligohymenophorea; Hymenostomatida; Tetrahymenidae
Exons: 2
Source: RefSeq, a predicted model, not a curated record